AUGGCGAUUGGGCACAGGUGGUGGCCAGUCACGGCCGCAGUGCUGCUGGUUCUUCUCGCCUGCCUGGGGGCGAUGGUUGACGCCUACCCCUCCAGACCCGAGGCUCCCGGCGAGAACGCCUCCCCGGAGGAGCUGAGCCGCUACUACACCUCUCUGCGCCACUACCUCAACCUGAUCACCCGGCAGCGGUAUGGGAAACGGGACAUCCCUGAAGUCUUCCUCUGGAAGCUGCUCUGCCCAGGCAGUGAGGAUCACCCCAUCAGGUCGAGCUCGGAAGGCGCUUACCUGUGGUGA
Elephantulus edwardii (Cape elephant shrew) is the source of this 294-nucleotide messenger RNA. RefSeq names its product peptide YY (gene PYY). The record is from RefSeq and is a predicted model, not a curated record. Lineage: Eukaryota; Metazoa; Chordata; Mammalia; Macroscelidea; Macroscelididae. The coding region runs from base 1 to 294 and encodes 97 amino acids. Gene Ontology annotation, biological process: neuropeptide signaling pathway; feeding behavior. The transcript is spliced from 3 exons. Gene Ontology annotation, cellular component: extracellular region. Gene Ontology annotation, molecular function: neuropeptide Y receptor binding; neuropeptide hormone activity.